ACAAGGCUCAAACUCUCCGAAUUCUGCUAGGCUUCCCGAUUAGCCAAAUUUUAUUCUCAAAAUGCAUGAACUGACGCCCUCUACCCGUGGAAAGCGUCUAAUGCAAAGGAUCCACACCCUCCGAUCCGAGGAUGGAGGCAGUGCAGCCGGGGAUUUCGAUGAUUUGGAUUUUCCCACUGUGCACCAUGACGAUGAAGAGGAAAAGCCCACAUCAUCACAUUCCGUCAAUAAAAAUCUAUUAUUUGCACCAAGUUUCGACGAGCUCAAGGGAGAGAAACCACCACAUGAAAAGGAUCUUGUUGAGAAGAUCAGAAUGCGUGGGCGAUCGCAAAGUUGGAUGAUUCGUACCAGACAGAUUUUACAUGAAGAAAAGGAGACAAAUCCGCUUAUGAUAUACCUGAUGUUCAUCUUCUCCGCCUUAGUCUUCAUAUUAUCAUUUCCACUGAGUCUACUUUUCUGCAUCAAAGUCAUCAAGGAAUACCAACGAGCUGUGGUCUUCCGUCUUGGACGACUGAUCAAGAGCGGAACCAAAGGACCCGGAUUAUUUUUUAUUUUACCAUGUAUCGACACAUGCAAGAUAGUCGACCUACGAAUUCUCUCCUUAGAUGUUCCACCACAAGAAAUUCUUAGCCGUGACACAGUAACGGUAUUGGUGGAAGCGGUCAUCUACUUCAGGGUCUCAAAUCCGGUAAUCUCAGUGACAACCGUGAACGAUGCACAGUUCAGUACCCGUCUCCUCGCUCAGACUACACUUCGUAAUGUGCUGGGCACGAAAACUUUGAGUGAAAUGUUGUCCGAACGGGAUGCGAUAGCAAAUAUUACUGAGAAAGUGUUGGAUGAAGGCACGGUACCAUGGGGAGUAAAGGUAGAGCGCGUUGAAAUCAAGGACAUCCGUCUUCCUCAUCAGCUCAUGCGAAGUUUGGCCGCUGAAGCAUUAGCUGUUCGACGAGCGAGAGCCGCCAUGUUUCAUGCUGAAGGCGAGAAGGGCGCUUCCAAGUGUAUGUCGGAAGCAGCUGAUAUGCUUAGCCAGAAUACAAUGUCAAUUCAACUGCGAUAUUUGUCUACCUUGCAACAAGUGGCGGCACAGAAGAACAGGACGAUUGUGAUCCCGUAUCCGAUGGAACUUGCAAGGAAUUUAGUGAAGAAAUAUGGAUAA
Messenger RNA from Cylicocyclus nassatus, 1156 nucleotides. Lineage: Eukaryota; Metazoa; Nematoda; Chromadorea; Rhabditida; Strongylidae. The record is from the annotation of a GenBank genome assembly.